Molecule: messenger RNA, 6461 nt
Organism: Pogoniulus pusillus (Red-fronted tinkerbird)
Lineage: Eukaryota; Metazoa; Chordata; Aves; Piciformes; Lybiidae
Gene: FLT1
Product: fms related receptor tyrosine kinase 1
Exons: 30
Coding region: 232-4215 (1327 amino acids)
Biological process (GO): vascular endothelial growth factor receptor signaling pathway; multicellular organism development; positive regulation of kinase activity
Cellular component (GO): signaling receptor complex; plasma membrane
Molecular function (GO): ATP binding; growth factor binding; vascular endothelial growth factor receptor activity
Source: RefSeq, a predicted model, not a curated record
GUGAAGCUGGCAGGGCAGCUCGCAGCGGACACUCCCUUUCCGCGGGCCGGGGCGGGUGGGGAGGGCUCCGGGGCUGCUGGAUGCGGAUCCCGUGCCGCGCGGCGCCGUUAUCUCCACCACCGCGGAAAGAGCCUGAGACCGGAGAGAGUCUGUCGGAGCCCAGUCGGUGCCGGUGCUUUUGCCUCGCUGCCGUCGGCAAGAGAAGAGCCCUGCGCUCCCGCGGGCAGGACGAUGCCUCACCAGCUGCUCUCAGGGACCGUGCUUCUGGGAGCUGCCCUUCUGCUCGCAGGAUCUAGUUCAGGAUCAAAAUUAAAAGUUCCUGAGCUGAGUAUAAAUGGCACACAGCACGUUGUUCAAGCAGGCCAGACUUUAAAUCUCACCUGCAGGGGGGAAAUGGUUCAUUCAUGGUCUUUGCCUGAAACUCUCAGUAAGGAUAGCAAAAGGCUGAAAGUAAUUAAAUAUGCCUGUGGAAGGAAUGGGAAGCAGUCCUGCAGCAGUCUGACUUUGAGCAGAACUCAAGCAAGUGACACUGGAAACUAUAGCUGCAAAUAUCCAACGAGCCCAGCAAAAAAGAAGAAGGAAUCUACAGUCUACGUAUUUAUUAAUGAUACAGGCAAUCCAUUUGUAGAGAUGCACAGUGAUAUACCUAAAAUAAUACACAUGACUGUGGGAAGAGAAAUGAUCAUUCCUUGCAGGGUCACGGCACCGAACAUUGCUGUUACUUUAAAAAAGAUUCCACGAGAAACCUUAAUCCCUGAUGGCAAGACAAUAAUCUGGGACAGCAUGAAAGGUUUCAGAAUACCUAAGGCAACCUACAAAUUCAUAGGGCUCCUGAGCUGUGAGGCAACCGUCAGUGGACACAAGUACAGCACAAAAUACCUAACACACCGAGAAACCAACACAAUUUUUGAUGUUCAGUUAAGCACCCCACGUCUUGUCAAGUUGCUGAAAGGAGACAGCCUGGCAAUUAACUGUACUGUCACUGCAGCCUGGAAUACCAGAGUGCAGAUGACGUGGACUUACCCCGGAGAGGGAAGGAGGAGAGGUUCCGUAAUGCAGCGCAUUGACCAGAAGAACACGGAAGCCAAUGUCUUUUACAGCAUCCUUGUUGUCAACAGAGUGCGUGAUAUUGACAAAGGCCAGUAUGCCUGCCACGUGAAGAGUGGGCCAUCCAUCAAAGCUGUUAACACAACAGUCAUUGUUUAUGAUAAAAUGUUCAUUAAUUUGAAACGUCGGAAAAAAACUGUGCUGGAGGCUGUAGCUGGAAGAAAAUCCUAUCGUUUGUCAAUGAAAGUGAAGGCAUUUCCCUCUCCAGAGGUUAUAUGGUUAAAAGAUGGGCUACCUGCUGCAGAGAAGUGUGCCCGGUACAUGGUGAAAGACUAUUCCUUAAUCAUAAAGGAUGUUGCUGAGGAAGAUGCUGGAAACUACACUAUAAUACUGACCAUACGACAGUGGAACUUGUCUAAGAAUCAUACAGUCACUCUUAGAGUAAAUGUGAAACCCCAGAUAUACGAAAAUGCUGUGUCAUCAUUCCCUGAACCCAAUAUGUAUUUACUGAGCAGCAAGCAAGUGCUGACGUGCACCGUGUACGGUAUUCCUCAGCCUAAAAUUACAUGGAUGUGGUAUCCCUGUAGACAAAACCAUUCUAAAACAAGGCAUGGAUUUUGCUCUUAUACUGAAGGCUCUUUCAUCCUGAAAGCUGGCAGCAACACGGGAAACAGGAUCCAGAGCAUCACUGAGAGAACAGCUGUAAUAGAGGGCAAAAAUAAGACUGCUAGCACUCUUGUUGUAGCUGAAGCCAAAUCUUCUGGAAUCUACAGCUGUGUGGCAUCCAAUAAAGUGGGAAAAGCUGAAAGGAAUGUCAGCUUUAUUGUAACAGACGUACCAAGCGGGUUCCAUAUCAGUUUGGAAAAGAUGCCCACUGAAGGAGAGAAUUUGAUAUUGUCCUGUUCGGCCAACAAGUUCCUCUACAAAGACAUUGCUUGGAUUUUACCGAGAACAGGCAACAAUCAAACAAAAGUAAGAAGAUCUCUCAACAAGGAGUACUCCAUCACCCUCACCCUGACCAUCAAGAACGUUUCCCUGGCACACUCGGGCACCUAUGCCUGCCGAGCACGGAACAUAUACACGGGGAAAGAAGUGCUUCAAAAGAAAGACAUUACAAUCAGAGCUCAAGAGGCACCAGCCCUGCUGCGGCACCUUACGGAUCAGACAGUGAACACCAGUAAUUCUGCCAUACUGGAAUGCCAGGUCCGUGGUGUCCCUGAGCCCCAGAUAUCCUGGUUUAAAAACCACGAGGAAAUACAGCAACAAUCAGGAAUAAUUUUGGGGCCUGGAAGCCAAAUGCUGUUUAUUGAAAGAGUAAAAGAGGAGGAUGAAGGACUUUACCAGUGUAUAGCCACCAACUUGAAAGGGUCCGUGGAGAGUGCAGCAUAUGUCACAGUACAAGGCACAUCGGAGAGGUCAAACCUGGAGCUAAUAACCCUGACCUGUACCUGCGUGGCUGCAACACUCUUUUGGAUCCUGUUGACUCUCUUCAUUCGCAAGCUGAAGAGGCCUUAUUCCUCUGAAAUGAAAACCAAUCAUUAUCUGUCCAUCAUAAUGGAUCCUGAUGAAGUUCCCUUAGAUGAACAAUGUGAACGCCUGCCUUACGAUGCCAGCAAGUGGGAAAUUGCAAGGGAGAGGCUUAAACUAGGAAAGUCUCUUGGACAUGGAGCUUUUGGAAAGGUGGUACAAGCAUCUGCUUUUGGAAUUAAGAAAUCACCAACGUGCAGAAUAGUUGCUGUGAAAAUGCUGAAAGAAGGGGCCACAGCAAGUGAGUACAAAGCACUGAUGACUGAGCUGAAAAUCCUGAUCCACAUUGGGCAUCAUCUCAACAUUGUGAAUUUGCUGGGAGCUUGCACAAAAAAUGGAGGGCCCCUCAUGGUGAUUGUUGAAUACUGCAAAUAUGGGAAUUUAUCAAACUACCUGAAGAGCAAGAGGCAUUUUUUCUGCCCUAACAAGGACUCCUCUCUGCAAGGAGACACAGUGAAAGAGAAAAAGGAUAUUGAGUUGGUGGAAGGCAAAAAACAAAGGCUGGCCAGUGUCACCAGCAGUGAGAGCUUCGCCAGCUCUGGGUUCCAGGAAGAUAAAAGUCUGAGUGAUGUGGAGGAGGAUGAAGAGGAUGCUGAUGAACUCUACAAGUUUCCCCUCACUAUGGAGGACUUGAUCUCCUACAGCUUUCAAGUGGCCAGAGGCAUGGAAUUCCUCUCUUCCAGAAAGUGCAUUCAUCGUGACCUGGCAGCCAGAAAUGUCCUUUUAUCUGAGAACAAUGUUGUGAAGAUCUGUGAUUUUGGCCUCGCAAGAGAUAUUUAUAAGAAUCCUGACUAUGUGAGAAAAGGAGAUGCUCGACUUCCUCUCAAGUGGAUGGCUCCAGAAUCCAUAUUUGAUAAAAUCUACAAUACAAAAAGUGACGUGUGGUCCUAUGGGGUCUUGCUGUGGGAGAUAUUUUCCUUGGGUGCCUCUCCUUACCCCGGUGUCCAAAUAGAUGAAGACUUCUGCAGCAGACUAAAGGAAGGCACAAGAAUGCGAGCCCCAGAGCAAGCAACUGAGGAGAUCUACCAAAUCAUGCUGGACUGCUGGCGAAGCAACCCCAAUGACAGACCAAGGUUCUCUGAGCUCGUGAAAAAGCUGGGUGACCUGCUGCAAGCAAAUGUCCAGCAGGAAGGCAAAGACUACAUACCUCUCAAUGCAGUAUUUGCGACAGAAGAUGGGUUUCCACCUGCACCUGAUCCUUUGUGCAAUGAAAAAUUUUCUGUUCCAAGUUCAAAUUGUGGAAGCACUGAGAACAUCAGAUACAUAAACACAUUCCAGAUAAAACCUCCCCAGCGCAUAAAGGCAUUUGAAGAGCUUCCCAUCAAGGAAACACUUGUAUUUAAUGAUUACCAAGCAGACAGUGGGACGGUGCUGGCUCCAAAAGAACUGAAACGGUUCACAUGGACAGGCAGCAAGCAGAAAUGGACACUCUUCGGUGUAAAAGGUGCCAGCAGGAGCAAGGAGUCUGUGCUCUCUGGAAGAAGCAAGCCAAGAAGCUUCUGCAGUUUCAGCUGUGACCAACUCAGUGGCUCUGAGCAAAAGUAUACACGUGGUAACAUGGUGCUGGAGAAAAUCAAAGCAAGCCAUUCUCACCCUCCUGACCACAGCUCCGUCAACUUUUAUUCUCAACCACCCGUUUAAGUACUUCUAGGCCAAGAUUUAAAUAUCCAUUUAAUCCUAAAAAGUUCUUCUCAGACACUAUCAGUUUAAACUUUGACCCAAAUAAUUUUAUCCUAAAAUUUAAAAAGGUGUCAUUGACUUAAUCUUAGUGAUCUGCUUUUCUAUAGACUGCAACAAGCAUAUUAAAACACAGCAAAAUACUAAUGCUUACAGAAUUACACAACAGCAGGGAUUGGAAAGAACCUCUGGGGAUCAUCUAGUCCAUCCUGCUCCAUCCCCGUCUGUUUCCUAACCAGUUCCAUCCUUCUCUCCUGCCAAAGCAGGUUGCAAAGGAACAGAUCCAGGCAGAUUUUUAUUAUCUCCAGAGAAUGAAACUCCACAGCUUCUCUGGGCAGACUGUCUCAGUGCUCUGUCAACCUCUAGGUUUUUCCUUAUAUUUGCAUGGAACUUAUUGUAUUCUGCUUUGUGCCUGUUUCCCAUUGUCCUGUCAGUGGCCACCACUGAAAUAGACUGACCCCAGGCUUUAGAUAUUUAGAAGCACCAGUGAGAUCUCCCCUUCUAAGAGAAACACUCCAGUCCCCUACUUGUCUUCCAUUACACUCUUGCCAGUAGGUUUUUGUCUUUCUUGGACUGGGGAGCCUAGAACCAGGCACAAACCUCCAGAUGUGGUCUCACUUGGGCAGAGUAGACAGAGAGGAGAACAUCUCUCGAUCUGCUGGCCACACAAUUCACCCCUGGACUUCAUUUGCCUUCUUGGCCACAUUGGUGGCUCAUACUGACCUUUGGCUUAGGCUUUGACUUUCCCAAUGCUGAACACUGACAGCUGCCACAGGAAUUGCCCAGUGCUUCUGGAAGCCUGGUCAUUGUUACAGAAAAGCAGUGCCCUGUUUGGUCCCUGGCAGCAGAAUGGUAUUUCACACUCUAGUCAUGGGCCUUUGCUGUGACUGGGGGGUUCUGCAUUGGUGUCCCAGUUGGACACCAGUCAGGGAGCCCUUCAGAACCCUUGCCUCAUACACAGGGGGAUUUGUGCCCUAUUGCUGGGGUCUACAUAGCACUGGAAGGCAUUUUUGGAUAGUAAACGCGUUAAGGAGUCUCACAAGGCAAGACUUCCAAAUCUGUGUUGCAAAAGGAUUGGCAAGGAUAGAGGAGAAACGAGAUCAGAGGAACUAAGAUCAGGGAAUACGAAUCAAUUUGGUUUGGACAAGCCUGCUGAAAUCAAGUAAAUAUUCUUGAAGUUUUGCACUUUGUUAGUAUGCCAACAGAUACACUGGAACCAAACCACAAGCUAGAUACGUUAAAGCCAAGCUCUGUCCAUGAAACCUCAUGAACUUUCUAACUCUGCACUGAUUAUAUUUCACAUAUGAGAAUCUGUCUGAAAAGACAGGAGGGCUACUAAACUGCACAUACUUUGAGUUAUCACUAGAGAGUUUGAAAAGAUUAGAAGUGACAAGGCAAUCUCCUUGGAAAGUUAGGACAGCUUUGCUGUGAAAACAGUUCAAUUUCCACGUUGGUUACCAGCUUAUAUGUACAGGAAUAAAACCAUACCAUUCUCUUGCAGCAGACUUUAGUAUAGCACCUCAGCAAGGACAUGAGUGUUCUUUGUUCAAGAAGUGUAAAGCUGCACUAUCCCCUUUGAAUGCAGUACUAGAAUGAGAGUUGGCCAUUGAACAGGGUAGCACUGAUGUCUUCCAGUUCAACAUCUGCUGCCCAAGCUCAGCCUCUCAUGAUCCACUAUAAACAUGUAUUAACUCAAAUGCUGUAAGAUGGUUCUGACUUAUAACUCAGCUUAGGGGCUGUGAAUGUAACCCACUAACAGAUUUAAAGGUAAAUGACCAUUUGCAUAUUUACAAAGGAAAAAAAUGACCUUGGAAAUUCAGGAAAAAUGUACCACUACUUCUAACUACGAAUUCCAGACCUUCCUGGCCAAGAGAGCAUCAGUUUAAGGUAUCUGUUGCACUGUUUCUUUCUGGUAGAGUAGAUUUGAUCUGGUUCAAAAGAAAAGGAAAUUUUACAAACUGCUUCUUAACUCCAGAUGAGCAAAAAAGUAGUCACAGGAUGAUGCAUCUCAAAGAAAAUGUUUGCACAGUGUAAAUAUAUAAAUAUGCUUUUUGUGCAUAAAUAUUUAAGAAAAACAGAUUACAAAGACUACUUUUAUAUGAACCCAUGUAAGUUUCUUCAGAUGUGAAUAACUCUCAUAUUGUCCUGCAUUUUCUGUCUUCAUAUAUUGUAUUUGGCUGCUGAAUUUAUAUAAUAAAGUUUGCUUUUGA